Messenger RNA from Pyrus x bretschneideri (Chinese white pear), 2668 nucleotides. RefSeq names its product dynamin-related protein 3A. The record is from RefSeq and is a predicted model, not a curated record. The transcript has 19 exons. Lineage: Eukaryota; Viridiplantae; Streptophyta; Magnoliopsida; Rosales; Rosaceae. Bases 150 to 2402 code for a protein of 750 amino acids. Gene Ontology annotation, cellular component: membrane; microtubule; cytoplasm. Gene Ontology annotation, molecular function: GTPase activity; microtubule binding; GTP binding.
GUCGCACACGCUUUAAACCUCCAACUUCAACCCCCCACCCCUUUUCUCUCUUCUUUCUCUCUCUACCUUACUCUCUGUAACUCUUCUUUCUCCCUCUACCACACUCUCUGUAAUCAGAGUGUUAAGUUUUCUCUCUCUAAAACCGCACCAUGGGAGAAGAAGCUAGGGAAGUCGACUCCUCGGCGACCAGUCCGAGACCUUCAGUGACGAUCGGCUCGUCGCUAAUUUCGAUGAUCAACAAGCUCCAGGAUAUUCUCGCGCCGGUGGUCAGCGACAAGCCGCAGAUUUCGCUGCCUCAAGUGGCGGUCGUGGGAAGCCAGAGCAGCGGGAAGUCGAGCGUCCUCGAAGCCCUCGUCGGACGGGACUUCCUCCCCCGCGGCCGCGACAUCUGCACUCGCCGCCCGCUCGUGCUGAUGCUCGAGUAUCGCGCGGAAGAACCCGGCGAUGAGCACACCGAGUGGGGAGAGUUCCGCCACUUGCCCGGAAAACGCUUCUACGACUUCUCCGCAAUCCGCCGCGAAAUUCAGGCCGAGACGGAUAGGGAGGCCGGAUUGAACAAAGGGGUUUCGGAUAAGCAAAUCCGGCUGAAGAUUACCUCUCCGAAUGUGCUUAAUAUGACACUGGUUGAUUUGCCCGGAAUCACGAAAGUUCCGGUGGGAGAUCAACCGAGAGACAUAGAAGCAAUGAUUAGGAAGAUGAUUAUGGACUAUAUUACACAGCAAAACUGUAUUAUUUUGGCUGUUAGUCCUGCGAAUUCCGAUUUGGCAACCUCCGAUGCGCUUCAGAUGGCUAGAGAAGCCGACCCGAAUGGUUUCCGCACAAUCGGUGUGAUCACCAAGCUUGAUAUAAUGGACAGGGGCACCGAUGCCUGUAACUUUUUGCUUGGGAAAGUUAUUCCACUAAAGCUCGGUUAUGUUGGUGUUGUGAAUCGUAGCCAGGAGGACAUCAAUAAAAACCGUGGGAUUGCUACUGCACUUGCAUACGAGGAGAAAUUCUUCAAUGAGCACCCUGUACUGUGUAUAGGUAACCUCUCGGAUCGUUGUGGCAUGCCCCAGUUAGCAAGGAAGCUGAAUCAGAUUCUGGAGCAGCAUAUCAAAAGGGUUCUCCCUGAUUUGAAGGCUCGGUUGAAUUCUCAAAUGGUUUCUGUUUCCAAAGAACUGCAGGCAUAUGGGCAACCUUUAGAAUCUAAAAUGGCGCAGGGAGUGGUUUUGUUGAACAUUUUAACAAAAUAUUGCGAAGCUUUUGCUGCCAUGUUGGAGGGAAAAAGUCAGGAGAUGUCAACCAAAGAAUUAUCAGGAGGUGCUAGGAUCCACUACAUUCUCCAGUCAAUUUUUGUAAAAACCUUGGAGGGUGUGGAUCCCUGCGACGAUCUAACUGAUGAUGAUAUUCGAACGGCUAUUCAAAAUGCUUCUGGUGCAAAAAAUGCUUUAUUUGUGCCUGAGGUCCCAUUUGAAUUUUUAGUAAGAAGACAAAUUGCUCGGUUGCUAGACCCAAGCUGUCAGUGUCUUCAUUUUGUUUAUGAUGAACUUGUGAAGAUAAGCCGCACUUGCGAGGUAAUUGAGUUGCAAAGGUUUCCAGUAUUGAGAAAGUGUCUGGAUGAAGUCGUGGUAAACUUUUUGCGGGAAGGGGCAAAGCCUGCUCAGAGAAUGAUAGAAAAUCUUAUUGAGAUGGAGGUGGAUUAUAUAAACACUUCGCAUCCACGUUUUAUAGGUGGGAAGAAAGCUUCUGAGCUUGCUAUGCAGCAGUUGAAAGCACAACAGGGAAGUCGUUCUCAGCUGAAUAACGAGAAUCCAGUAUUUUCUGGUUCUACAAGGACUUGGGGUAUUCCGUCUAUAUUUGGGAGUAGGACAUCAGCUGUACAGUCUGGCGGACGUUUUGGUGAACAAAGUCAUUCGGAGUCGAUGCCCUCUACAAUCAAUUUGAGAGAGCCACCGUCCAUCUUAAGGCCAAUUGAAACGACGGACAAUGAGGCAGCGGAAAUUAUUAUAACCAAAUUACUCUUGCAAUCCUAUUAUGACAUUGUCAGAAAGAACAUGCAAGACCUAGUUCCAAAAGCUAUAAUGCACUUUCUGGUCAAUUCUACAAAACAGAACCUUCAGACAGCAUUCAUUCAAAAACUGUACAUAGAGAACAUGUUUGAUGAACUGUUGAAGGAGCACGAUGAACUUGUUUCAAAAAGAAAACGUAAUGAAAAGUUGUUCGAGGUUUUCAAGCAGUCUCUUCAGACACUCGAGAAGGUCGAAUUUGAUGUUUCAUCCCAAACUUCAAGUUUGGGCACUGAUUUUUCGGUUGGACUGCCAAGGAUUCCGAAUACUUUGCCCGGUCUGCACAAAACAUCUGAGAUAAGCCAGUUUACGCACCAUUCGUUUUCCAUGCCAUACACGACUGACACCACAGCUUGAAGAUCAUUUCGACGAGAAGAGCAUGCUUUGUCUGCAUGGCUUGAUAUCAUAUACCGGUUCAUUUGGCGCUUACCCUUAGGGAUUACCAGGCCGUACAGCGUCCUUCUCCUGGAUCCAUUUUUGGCAUAUGGAAGGAUUAAGUUGUAAGAUGAUUGAAGAGUCGGUUCAAAAUUCGAGAAUUAUAUGUGUAGGGAGUUUUGAUGUAUUUCCCUGACCUUCAAUUGUACCAUCUAUAACGAUCGCCGCUGCGAGAGUUUUGUUUGCAA